AUGCACUUCACACAACUUUACCGAAGUGCAACUCCCAUGUGCCCUAUGCAACUCAGUAGCCACUCUGGACACUGGGUACGCCACUACUUUAAGAAAUCUACUGGGCUUGAUUGCUUGCCUGCCCCGCGCAGGCCUGAGCUAGAGUCGUUGGCUGUGACACUGUAUUGUGCGAACCUUCAUCACCACUACCCCACCCGUUAUAUGGAUAACUCAAUCCAACGUAGUCUCAACGACAAGCUCUACGACCGACGGAAGCUCGGCGCCCUCGAACUAGAGAAGGUAGUUCGGGAGUGCGUCGCGCACGAGGACCAUGAACGUAUUCGCCUCAUCAUCGACCAACUCUGCCACGAGUUCGCGUACGCCGUUCACCAACCGCAUGCGCGGAAUGGAGGACUGAUUGGCCUUGCUGCGGCGAGUAUCGCGUUGGGGCCUGAAGUCGCGAAAUAUCUGAAGGAGAUUGUACCCCCAGUGCUAGCAUGCUUUGCGGAUCAGGAUGCGAGAGUGCGGUACUAUGCUUGCGAGAGUAUGUAUAACAUCGCAAAGGUCGCAAAGGGCGAAAUACUCCCGUUCUUCAACGAUGUGUUCGACGCACUAUCAAAACUAGCCGCGGACUCCGAGCUCUCAGUCAAGAACGGUGCGGAGCUACUGGACCGCCUUGUAAAAGACAUUGUAGCAGAGUCGGCGCCCACCUACGUCUCCGUCCUGCAGUCUCCGGAGCAGAGCAUAAUAGACGACCAAUCCGACUCAAAUUCUCCCACCUAUGCUUCGGAAGCAGCCUUCAAGACUGCAUUCUCAUUGCCGCUGUUUAUUCCAUUACUGACAGAGAGAAUCCAUGUUAUUAACCCCUUCACCCGCAUCUUUUUGGUGUCAUGGAUAACUCUCUUGGACUCAAUACCGGAUUUAGAGCUAGUAACCUACCUCCCGAACUUCCUCGGUGGCCUCUUCAAGUUCCUCUCAGACCCCAACCAAGACGUCCACGUCGCCACACAGCAAGCCCUCGAGGGCUUCCUCGCCGAAAUCAAGCGUAUUGCGAGCGUAAAACGGAAUAUUGAAGAGUCUCGUAAAUCACGGACCAGAGAGCGGGCACGCAGUGAAGACGGUAGUGUCAAUGACGGCACCGACGAAGGCAUGGGCCGGCACCUCUCCGAAAAGCUCUCCCUCAGUGAUACAGGGGAUAAUACUAUUAUACCUGAUGACGAAAAGAGCGGUGCGGACGGCUCUUGGAUACCAGGUCAAGAUGUAGUUGUCGCGUACCAGAAGAUCUUGGAGAUUUUCAUUCCAUUCAUCGACUCAUCAGAGGAGGAGAUUCAACUUACUGCGUUGCGGUGGGUUGAUAACUUUUUCGAGAUAUGUCCAGAGGAUAUGCUACCCUUUGUUCCGCGAUUGUUGUCGCAUGUUCUUCCGGCUAUCGCGCAUGAAAUCGAGGUGGUACGCCAGGCGGCGCUGAAGGUUAAUACCAACCUACUAAAUCUAAUUAUGUCACUGAGUGAAGAGAGUGUGUCGCCGCCUAUGUCGCGGCAACCUACAAGGGAGAGUACAGGCAUGGGAGAGAGGAGCGGUAGCGAUAGGCGGGACUCUAUGCCGAGACAGUCCCUACCAAAGGAGUCGGAUUCAAUGGGAAGGCGUACACCGUCAAGUAUUCCGCCUGCACCGCCGACACCUAUCCCUCCACCAUCGCCCACUCCGCCGAAACAGGCGGAUCUGGAUUACUCGGCAACAGUUAACGCACUAACUCUGCAGUUUCUCAAUGAGCACGAGCAGACAAGGGUUGUGGCCCUAGAGUGGCUAUUAAUGCUACAUAAGAAGGCGCCUCGUAAAAUGCUCGCCAUCAACGACGGCACUUUCCCAGCACUUCUAAAAACUCUGAGUGAUCCCUCAGACCAAGUUGUAACCCGUGACCUUCAACUCCUCUCUCAAAUCAGUCACAACAGUGAAGACGACUACUUCACCUCCUUUAUGGUGUCUCUUCUUUCACUCUUCUCUACUGACCGACGGCUCCUCGAAACCCGUGGGAACCUUAUCAUUCGGCAUCUAUGCGUAAACCUAAACCCAGAGCGGAUCUACCGCACACUUGCAGACAUUCUUGAGAAAGACGAGGACGUAGAAUUUGCCAGUAUCAUGGUGCAGAACCUGAACAAUAACUUGAUCACGGCACCGGAACUAACGGAUCUGAGAAAACGGCUGAGGAGCUUGGAUACAAAGGAUGGCCAGACGUUCUUUGUGAGCCUGUUUAGGAGCUGGUGCCAUAAUGCCGUUGCAACAUUCUCGUUGUGUUUAUUGGCGCAAGCAUAUGAGCAGGCGUCGAACCUAUUGCAGAUCUUUGCUGAACUCGAAAUCACCGUUAAUCUUCUCAUCCAAAUUGACAAACUCGUUCAACUUCUCGAAUCUCCCGUCUUCACGUACCUCCGUCUGCAACUCCUCGAACCCGAGAAGCACCCUUACCUCUACAAAUGCCUCUACGGUCUUCUAAUGCUCCUCCCACAAUCAUCCGCCUUCGCUGCCCUCAAGAACCGCCUCAACAGCGUCAGCGCAAUUGGCUACCUUCACGUUGCUCCACGCGCCGCACCUCCAGAGCGCGAAAGGCCAGGGAGAUUAAAGGGGAAGGUGGACGACAUCAAAUGGGUUGAAUUGCUGGAAAAGUUCAAGAGUGUCCAGGAGAGGGCAAGAAGACAGCAGAUGUUUCAUGUUGGCGGCGGUGGUAAUAGUGGGGGCACGGGCACGCCACAGGUCAUGUCGCCGACAAGGUCGGGGACACCGGCAGCGGGGAAGAAUACCGUGGGGGCUGUGAGGCCUGGAGGGUCCGGUGGUUUGGGAUUGGGCGGAAGACUGGCUGCGGGGAGGAGGGGUGUCAGGAAAUGA
Messenger RNA from Morchella importuna, 2859 nucleotides. RefSeq lists its product as uncharacterized. Gene Ontology annotation, biological process: positive regulation of kinase activity; phosphatidylinositol biosynthetic process. Lineage: Eukaryota; Fungi; Ascomycota; Pezizomycetes; Pezizales; Morchellaceae. Gene Ontology annotation, cellular component: PAS complex; fungal-type vacuole membrane; endosome membrane. The record is from RefSeq and is a predicted model, not a curated record. Bases 1 to 2859 code for a protein of 952 amino acids. The transcript has 10 exons.